UAUGUUGUUGAUGAUGAGCUCAAGGACUGGGUUUGGGGAACUGCCCACAAGAAAUGGAGAGAUUUCAAGUCAGAUUUGAAAGAGAAGCAUUUCAAAGAAGAAAAAACUGAGGAAGAACUACUUGCUUGUAGGGAUGAUAGGGUCCCAAUUGAGGAUUGGCAGUGGCUUGUCACACGCUGGAGAAGCGAAGACUUUAAGAAACGUAGUGACCAAGGAAAAAAGAAAUCGAUCAAGGCAGAAGGUGAUGCAUACAGCUGGAAGUAAGAGUUAUGCCCGUAUUGCGUCUGAAAUGCACAAAGAAAAUGGAUACGCCCCUCGUAGAGAUGAAUUGUUCCUGAGAACACACUCAAAAAGGAAAGAUGGAACCCCUAUUGAUAAAGACACUGCCAAAAUAAUUUCAGACAUAGAGGAAGCAAUUGAAACUAAUCCAGAACUGCUAGAGAAAACAAUUGAGCAAGGUGACGUUUUGGCACAUGUAUUGGGGAAAGAGAAAAAUGGGUAUGUUCGGUGCGUAGGAAUGGGCCCGAGUCCUGGAAGGCUUGGAAUUCCAGGAGGGCAGAAGCUUAAAUCUACGAAGCUGCAAAUGGCAGAGGAAGAGACCAAGGAGGCAUGGCGGGCUAAUGAUGUUCUAAAGGAGCAUGUAGAAGAAAUUCGAGAAGAAACCAAAUCCAAGAUUGAUGGCCUUAUGGAAGAAAUUGACCUACUCAAGUGGAUGAUGGCGCAGACAAUUGCUGCAAACAAUAAGACGAAGAGUAUUGAGAGAGAACCUGAGGACCCUGAAGGUAGUGUUGGUGAAUCCUAUGCUAUUGAAGAUCACUGUGAACUCGAUGAUGAGGAAGAAAGAGUCCAGCAAGAGAUGAGGAAAGCGAAGGAAUAUUUUGAGAAGAAACAAGAAGAAGUUCAGCUCUUGCAGAAGAAGAAGAAAGAAGCAGAGAUCUUGCAGAAAAAGAAGGAAGUAGAGAUCUUGCAGAAAAAGAAGGAAGCUGAGGUCUUGCAGAUGAAAGGCGUCGCUUUGAACCAAAACAAGGAAGAUGCACUUGCUCGGAGAAUGAAGGAUGCUGAAGGACACCAGAAGAACCAAGAAACCUUGCAGAAGAAGGAUGCUGAGACACGCAAAAAGCCACAGAAGGAAGCAGCAGUUAAACAAAGAAAUCAUCAGGUCAACAGGAAUGCAGACUAGUUCGUUCCAGGCAAGGCGCGCUAUGAUGACACUGGUGGUUGGAUGAGAUCUCUUUUUGUUUUCCAGCUGAAGUAUCUUGAAAUAUUUAUGAAUGUUGCACUGCUAGUGGGCUGAUGUAUUAGUCGCAAUAUAACUGGCAUAUGUAUGCAAUGUCGAGUCAGACUGUAUGAUCAGACUAUGAAUCUAUCUAUGUGAUCAGACUAUUCCGAAUGACCUGAUGUUGUUUCUGAAUUCAUGUGUAUGUGAAAUGUUUGAUGACCUGAUGUUGUCUCUGAAUUCAUGUGUAUGUGAAAUGUUUGAUGACCUGAUGUUGUUUCUGAA
Lolium perenne is the source of this 1501-nucleotide messenger RNA. RefSeq lists its product as uncharacterized. The record is from RefSeq and is a predicted model, not a curated record. Lineage: Eukaryota; Viridiplantae; Streptophyta; Magnoliopsida; Poales; Poaceae.